This is a messenger RNA of Vollenhovia emeryi, 1668 nucleotides long. RefSeq lists its product as uncharacterized. Lineage: Eukaryota; Metazoa; Arthropoda; Insecta; Hymenoptera; Formicidae. Bases 91 to 1263 code for a protein of 390 amino acids. The transcript is spliced from 7 exons. The record is from RefSeq and is a predicted model, not a curated record.
GUAUAUUGCUUUAAAUAUCGCUGUAAAUUUUCAAAAUCAUAUUACGGAUGAUAUGGAGAUCUGAAGAUAACAUCAGAGCAUAGUCAGUACAUGUCCACGCUGUAUCUUUUAUUAAAUUGCUUUAAUUUUUUUCAAAUAAAUUUGUUCUUGAUAAAAAUUAUAUGUCAACUCAAUGUUUUAGACGAAGCAGUCGAUGAUUAUGCUUUCAUGGCGUUAACAGAAACUGAUUUAAAAGAAAUUAAUAUUAAAAAUGGUCCAAGAAAAAGAAUAUUAAGUUUAAUUAAUAAUCACAAUAAAGUGGUAAGCGCAAAGAUGAUUUUUGUAUUUAUUUUUGUUUUGUUUAAGGAACAUCGAAAUUCAAAUGAAAUUUUUGAUAUUAGAUCCUGGGUCGAAAGACACGACAAAGAAUCUAAAAGAAAUCCAUCGCUAAUUAGUAUUUUAGAAUCAGGUGUAGUUAAGCCCGUGGAGAGGCAGGAACUCGUCAGAAUUUGUUGUGCAGGCUUGAUAAAAAUUAAUAAUGACAGCUUAUAUCCAUCAAAUAGAUUAAAAACGGAUUUAGCUAGCCAAAUAGUUACACAGUUCCCAAAACUUAGUUCAACUCUCUCUGGAAAUGGCUACGAGCAUUUUUAUGACAGUAAAACAAAUCAGGGCUUUAUUGAAUUUCGUUUAAAAACUAUGAGAAAGCGUUUAAGUCCGUCUAAGAAAAAGAGAACAGCGUCCAAAGAGUUAAAAAAACAACAACAGAAGUCGUUAAAAGAAGGAACUCUACAGAAUGAAUAUCUGGAAGAUUUAUUUCAAUUAAAAGUUGCUGAACUUUCUUUAAAAAUGCCAAAUAAUACAAACAAAGCUGAUAUAUUUAGAUUAACCGAUGAAACAAGAUGUAAUCGACAAAGACAAGUGAAAAAUUCUGAUGAAGAACUAACACUGAGUAAUAUUUUACAAAUGUAUCCACGUUUUAAAGAUUACAAUGGCGAAUUGAUAAAGAAGAAUCUUAGAGAGGAGUCACAAGCCGCUCGCACAAAGGGAGGGAGUGUUGCGGAAAAGGCUUUGGGCGAGCGAUGUGCUCCCGCCCUCAGAGGGCAGCUCACGUACAGCAGAGCUACUACUGGCGCGCCGCGUACGUGUGCGUGGCGCUGCGUGGUGUCGAGUCAGUCCGACCAUGGUGUAAAGAUACAAGGUGAAGCAAUCUGGUGGAUGCGCAGUGUCAACCAAUCAGAAGUGACCGAAACUGCUGAGUCGUCAAAAUGCCGAUUUGCUUCGUAAAAAAUUGUAAAAAUCGGACGGGUGUUCUUUUCCAAAAAAAAGUAAAAUUUUUUUCAUUUCCCAAAGAUCCGGAUUUAAAAAUAAAAUGGUUAGAGGCUUGCCAAAGAGAUAAAGAUCAUAAGAUUAAACAUGAAAGUGUCUGUGAAGUACAUUUUUUAUUAAAUUCUUUCGAAGAAAGAAUGAUGAAAGGAGUUGUGCCAAAACUAAAACGUACAUUGAAAGCAGAAUCUGUACCUACAGAAUUGCUUCAGUUGCCAAAAAAAAGGCAGAAAAGAAUUUACAGAAAUCAAGCCAGGAACACUGACAAUACAGAAUCUUCUGAGAAAUCAGUUCGGUAAGAAUAAAUAAUCUCUCAAUAAUCUCUCCGAGUCCGAUCUUACAGGCUCUAUCCAUAAUGUAUGUAAA